AUGGACUGGAGUGCACAAGCAGAUGCCAUCUGGCAACACAUUCUGGACCCCACAAGUGACAGUAAUUGGGCUAAGUUCCCCAAUCCCCUGGUACAGAAGAAUGUCCUCAAAUGGGGGUUUUGGCUCCAAGAUGAUUUGCUCUCAGAUGGUGAUUUGGGAGAAAAACAUGACUGGAAGGAUAUCUAUGUGGUAGGCAAGUUGAAACAGUCAUUGGAUGAGAUCCAGACAAAAGACAUGCUGCUUCAGCUUGCACUCUAUGUGCAGGAAGUGUUUAUCACCCAGCCAACUCAGCUAUUUGUCCAUGCAUUCACUGUCUGCAGGACCAAGUUUGAGGCCUGGGUGUUCAACUACUCCAGGCCCUACAGCUCUGGCAUGCUUGAUAUCUAUAAGAACAUGAAGCAGUUUUUCCAGGUGAUCUUGGGCUACACUAUACUUUGA
Molecule: messenger RNA, 438 nt
Organism: Coccidioides immitis RS
Lineage: Eukaryota; Fungi; Ascomycota; Eurotiomycetes; Onygenales; Onygenaceae
Exons: 2
Coding region: 1-438 (145 amino acids)
Source: RefSeq, a predicted model, not a curated record